AGUAUUAGAAACCCGGAUGAAUAGUACAAAACCGUGAAACAGGCCUCUUCUCGUUCUCUUCGUGAAAAGCUAACCACGUUGGUGGCUGCUGUUCCUGGCUCACCGCUGUUCGCUUGAAUUUUUUUUUCCGAAUAAGUCGGUCAGGAAUAUUCAUAAUGGCUUUUAAGGACACUGGUAAGGCACCUGUUGAGACUGAGGUGGCCAUUCACCGCAUCCGCAUCACCCUCACCAGCCGCAACGUCAAAUCUCUGGAGAAGGUCUGCGCUGACCUUAUCCGUGGGGCUAAGGAGAAGAACCUGAAGGUGAAGGGACCAGUCCGCAUGCCAACCAAGACUCUGCGCAUCACCACCAGAAAAACACCUUGUGGUGAAGGAUCCAAAACCUGGGAUCGCUUCCAGAUGAGGAUCCACAAGCGUCUGAUUGAUCUGCACAGUCCAUCUGAGAUCGUCAAGCAGAUCACCUCCAUCAGCAUCGAACCAGGUGUUGAGGUUGAAGUCACCAUUGCAGAUGCAUAAAUGAUGCAGUUGACUCAAUAAAGAAAUGAAUGAAGAAUCUGA
This is a messenger RNA of Scatophagus argus, 557 nucleotides long. It is a transcript of the gene rps20, whose product is annotated as ribosomal protein S20. Gene Ontology annotation, biological process: translation. The transcript has 4 exons. The record is from RefSeq and is a predicted model, not a curated record. Gene Ontology annotation, cellular component: ribosome; cytosolic small ribosomal subunit. Gene Ontology annotation, molecular function: structural constituent of ribosome; RNA binding. Lineage: Eukaryota; Metazoa; Chordata; Actinopteri; Scatophagidae. Bases 156 to 515 code for a protein of 119 amino acids.